Messenger RNA from Acanthocheilonema viteae, 939 nucleotides. NCBI's taxonomy places the organism in Eukaryota, Metazoa, Nematoda, Chromadorea, Rhabditida, Onchocercidae. The record is from the annotation of a GenBank genome assembly.
AAAUAUGUUAGCAAUAGAGUAUUGGAAAAUGAUACGUCAAAAACGUGCUUGGAACGACGUUCAACACUUUCUAAUUUUAACUUGCAACUAAAUAACACUUCUGUCAGUGAUUCACAAGAAGCUACCACACCAAAUGAUAAAAUUCCACAACAACAACAGCAACAAUCUUCAACGAUGGUGCCACAAAGUGCUCGGCAACGUUUAGCUAAAUUAACAGCAACACUAAUUGGUACUAUCAAUGCUGAAUCAUCAGAUGCUAUCGGUCCUUCAGAUUCUUCUGGUUGUAUAACAAUCAAAGAACUUGAAGAUCAAUUAAUGGGUGUACGAAUUCGAGAAGCGGAUACUGUUGCUGAGUUAAAAGAAAUGCGUCAAAAAGUGAUGGAAUUAGAAACACAAAAUCAUGUCUGUACAAAUCAACUUAAACGACAAGAUGAAGAAAUGAAACGAUUGCGUGAAGAAAAAAAUGAUAUUUUACAGUGUCAAAAAGAGCUUUCGGAUCAAAUUAAGGAAGAGCGACGUAAAGCGAUUGAGGUAGAAAGUGAGCUAAAAGAACGAGCAGUGAUGGAGCGAUUAAAGUAUAGCGAAGCAAUGCAACACAUUGCUGAUUUAAAACAAACUAUUACUCAUCUCGAACUCAAGAAGGCUGAAAAAUGGACGCACACUCAGUUAAGAGGAAGUUCAGUGUGUGAUUUGGAUGAUGAUUCUUCGACGGGUGCAAUUGGAUCACAUGUAAGCGGUGAUGCGGUUUCUAUCACCAGUGAUGAGCUAACAACAUUAAUUGCUGAUAUGCAAGUUCGAAUACCGGAAUUUUCGGAUGAAACUGUCAUGUUGAUGAAAGAGAAUGGUAUUAGCCAAAAUUUAAGCAAUGAUCGACGAAUGUUGGAGGAAGAUGGUAAUGAUACAACGGAUAGCGGUUUUCAAACAAGUGAUACAUCGUGA